Penicillium robsamsonii is the source of this 1215-nucleotide messenger RNA. RefSeq lists its product as uncharacterized. The record is from RefSeq and is a predicted model, not a curated record. Gene Ontology annotation, cellular component: U2-type post-mRNA release spliceosomal complex. Lineage: Eukaryota; Fungi; Ascomycota; Eurotiomycetes; Eurotiales; Aspergillaceae. The transcript has 2 exons. Gene Ontology annotation, biological process: spliceosomal complex disassembly. The coding region runs from base 1 to 1215 and encodes 404 amino acids.
AUGAGUUCUAGAUUUACCAAUCGCAGAAAACCGCGCAAGGUUGGCGGAGAUGAUGAGGAGGAGGAUGGAGGCGCUGCGCCAGAGCCUGUCGUUAAGCGCCCAGCUGCCUUUAAGUCGAAGCAAAAAUCCAAAUUGCAGUUAUCCUUUGGGCCCGAGACGUCAACGAACGAUGGUGACGAAGAGAGCGAAGUAGUCCUACCGAAACGCCUCGGUCUGGGGCGCAAGGCAAUUGAAAGGAGCGCUAGUCAAAUCCCUUCAGUUGGCCAAGAUCCAGACCGGCCUACCUACAGUCAUGAUUAUUUGAAGGAACUUCGUGAUUCCACACCCUCAACCCCGAAGACCAAUACCGACGACGAAACCAUCAAGGCUGUGGAUGUUGCGGCUAAGUUCGGGGAGAUUAUGACUGUUCCAGGACAAGCACACAUCCCUAGUGAAGCCGAGAUUCGGGAGAAAAAGGCCCGACGCGCACGUCUGGCUAUGGAACACGGCGCGGAGGACGAUGGUUUCAUUUCAUUGGACGCCAACGAUGCAGCCCACGUUGAUGACUGGGAUGCGGUUGUGCGAGGUGAUAAAGAUAUUAAAGAAGCCGAAAAUACCAGACUGAUUCGAGACGAUGAGGACUUUGCGGAAGGGUUUGAGGCCUUCACGGAGGAUGGCAAAAUGGCGCUCGGGCGAAAAGCAGAGCGCGAGAAGAAGCGGAAGGACCGCGAAGCAAUGCGUGAUCUCAUUGAAGAUGCCGAAGGUAUCUCUGAUGAAGAUGAUUCCGAUAUGGAGGAAAAGGCUGCCUAUGAAGCCUCUCAGGUUCAUGCGGCCAUGGGCCGUGGCAAGUCAAAUGGUAUUGAUCGUCCGAAGACUCCUCCCAAGGUGACAUCUCUUCCACGACUAGCUAGCAGCUUUGAAAGAUUGCGCAUGUCUCUGGCCUCCAUGGAAGUCGCGAAAACCCAGAUGAUCAGCCGAAUGGAGGAAUUGAGAAAUGAGAAGGCAGAUAUUGCAAUUCGUGAGGUGGAGAUCCAGGCGAUGAUCAAAGAAGCUGGCGACAACUAUGAGCGACUCAAGAAGGAAGCUGGCGUUGAUCCGACUGCAAAGCUCGAUGCUUCCAGUGGAGCUUUGGAAAAGCCUCGAGGACUGGAAAGUAUUGGUACUCCUGUACCUAUGCCGAUACGAGACUCCUCGAUGGCUGAUUCCUCGGAUUCCAGUUUCGAGGAUUCUUCGUAG